This is a messenger RNA of Otolemur garnettii (small-eared galago), 2941 nucleotides long. It is a transcript of the gene UBE2Q1, whose product is annotated as ubiquitin conjugating enzyme E2 Q1. The transcript is spliced from 13 exons. The coding region runs from base 1734 to 2495 and encodes 253 amino acids. NCBI's taxonomy places the organism in Eukaryota, Metazoa, Chordata, Mammalia, Primates, Galagidae. The record is from RefSeq and is a predicted model, not a curated record.
CGGGCCCGGCCGGGGACUCGCGUCACCCCCAAUCCUCUGCCCUCCGAGGACGUGUGGGGCCGGGGCCCCUCAGUCUGGCGGCCCCUCCGGGGCACACUGGGCUCUACUGCUGCGGUUUUGUCGCGCCCCGUAGCCACACGACCCGACGGCGAGGGCUGCCCCGACGUGCGGCGCCUCAACCAGCCCUUUGCACGAGCCCGCCCGCAGCCCGAGGGUCACACCUGGGCUCCUCGGGGCUGCCCGCCGCGUUAGCUGGCAGCUGGGGAGGCCCCCACUCCUGGGCCUGUGCGUGGCCCCAGCCGGAGGGACGCGGCCUGGAACUCGGUGCGUCUCGGCGGUGCCCCCUUCUUAGCGGUGCCUUUCACUUAAGCACUUUGCCACCUGUGCGAUCCCUACGCGGGCAUCUCCCUCUGGCAGCCCCUCUUUGCUCUCUGAUCUGCGCCAAGUGAUAGUUUACACUUUGUUCCUCCUCUUCUCUCCUGUGGAUUCCCUUUUAUUUGGGUGUAACCUCUAACUCUCCUAGCCUCACCCUGUAGCAGUUCUGCCACUCCCCUCCCUGUCCCCGUGGAUGUGUCCAGUUGCCCAGGGUUGUUGUCUCCUGGGUGAGGGUACUGGGACGUGGGGUCGCCGGUUUGACCUGGUAACUGCCGGUGCCACUUGUCACGAUGCUCCCACUCCACCCUGUGCCCUGGUGCUCCUCUGCCCGGACCGUCCAGCCUGUCCUGUCUGCCUAUUCUGUCCCGUCCGCUUGUCUGCUGGGUCUGCUCCUUUGCCGGUCCGUUUGCCCAGUCUGCCCUCAGAUGCUCCCUGUGCAGAGGUUCGACCUCUGCUGAUGCGGGUUCGCCUGGCAUCUUAGGCACAGACCCUCAGUGUCAGGAGGGUCUUCUUCCUGCUGGUUGCAGCAGCCUGAAUGGGAGUACCCUAUGGAAAGGUGGACAUGUGGAUUCUGUGGCUCUGGGGGGCUUGAAUUCAACUCAGUGGUGUUUUCUAGUAAAGGUUGGUGGGAUAAACAUCAGCUUAGGUUGAGUGGUACCCCACCAAAGCUCACAGUCCCAUUUCUUUCUUUGUCCAUCCCCAUUCUAUUUUCUCUGAAAAGUUCAAAAUUUAAGGACUAGGAAUGAUUUAGUCAGGUGAGGACUUAAGCAUCUUCAGUAAUCAUUUUUCUUCCAAUGUGAAGGGUUAGACUAAGGGGAGAGCUGAGAUCUCCAGUAGAUGAGGCUUCCUUGGCAUGUGUGGAAACCGCAACAGUUAAUUUUCUCAGCUGAGCUAGUUCCUUAGAGGUAGGUUUGCCCCAUCCAGUUGUCCUUUCAGGUCCCAGAAGUCUUUGUUGCUGGCGUUUGAGGGUCCUCAACCAGAUUCCUGGCCUCUGUAAAGGAGACUUGACCAGAGCCAGCCCCCGUGGUUUGGGCAGAGGGGAAGUCUGGUCCAGCUGCAUUUGGCACUACAGCUCAGGAAUGCAGGGAAUGCGGGCAACGUGGGCGCCCCUCUCUGGCCUGUCCGUGGAGUCCUACAGCCCACGUCUGGACUGAGAAGGUGGCCGGUUCCCGAGGGAGGAGUCGUACCCUGCUGUGCCUCCCAUCUGGUCGGUGGAGUCUGAUGACCCUAACUUGGCUGCUGUCUUAGAGAGACUGGUGGACAUAAAGAAAGGGAAUACUCUGCUGUUGCAGCAUCUAAAGAGGAUCAUCUCCGACCUGUGUAAACUCUAUAACCUCCCUCAGCAUCCAGACGUGGAGAUGCUGGAUCAGCCCUUGCCAGCAGAACAGUGCACACAGGAAGAUGUGUCUUCAGAAGAUGAAGAUGAGGAGAUGCCUGAGGACACAGAAGAUCUAGAUCACUAUGAAAUGAAAGAGGAAGAACCGGCUGAGGGCAAGAAAUCUGAAGAUGAUGGCAUUGGAAAAGAAAACUUAGCCAUCCUAGAGAAAAUUAAAAAGAACCAGAGGCAAGAUUACUUAAAUGGUGCAGUGUCUGGCUCGGUGCAGGCCACUGACCGGCUGAUGAAGGAGCUCAGGGAUAUUUACCGAUCACAGAGUUUCAAAGGGGGAAACUAUGCAGUUGAACUCGUGAACGACAGUCUAUAUGAUUGGAAUGUCAAACUCCUCAAGGUUGACCAGGACAGCGCUUUGCACAACGAUCUCCAGAUCCUCAAAGAGAAAGAAGGAGCUGACUUCAUCCUACUUAAUUUUUCCUUUAAAGAUAACUUUCCUUUUGACCCACCAUUUGUCAGGGUUGUGUCUCCAGUCCUCUCUGGAGGGUAUGUUCUAGGCGGAGGUGCCAUCUGCAUGGAACUUCUCACCAAACAGGGCUGGAGCAGCGCCUACUCCAUAGAGUCAGUGAUCAUGCAGAUCAGCGCCACGCUGGUGAAGGGGAAGGCGCGUGUGCAGUUUGGAGCCAACAAAUCUCAGUACAGUCUGACGAGAGCACAGCAGUCCUACAAGUCCUUGGUGCAGAUCCACGAAAAAAACGGCUGGUACACACCCCCAAAGGAAGACGGCUAACCCCGGAGCAUCAUCCCUUCCUCCCUCCCCAGGCACCACUGGACCAAUUACCUUUGAAUGCUGUAUUUGGAUCUCACGCUGCCUCUGUGGUUCCCUCCCUCAUUUUUCCUGGACGUGAUAGCCCUGCCUAUUGCAGGACAGUGAUGGCUAUUCUAAACGCUAAGGGAAAAACACAGAACUGUUCCAAGUACUCAAGACUGACUUACAGACCAACCACCUUGCUGGAACCCUUGCUAGCAGGCAUUCUUAUAAAAGAAACUUUUGAGCCUCCUUAUAUUGCUGGAAACUCAGCUGUGCUCCAGACUAGAGCCUCCUUACCUAUGCUAUGGAUUUUUAAUUUAUUUUCUCUUAUUUCAUGUACACUGCUUUUUUUGGUUACAGUGUAUGAUGGAUGUGUAUGAAAAAAAUGUAUCUUUGGGAAAACAAUUACAGUUUGUUAAUUUGAA